Messenger RNA from Saxophila tyrrhenica, 513 nucleotides. RefSeq lists its product as uncharacterized. NCBI's taxonomy places the organism in Eukaryota, Fungi, Ascomycota, Dothideomycetes, Mycosphaerellales, Extremaceae. The record is from RefSeq and is a predicted model, not a curated record. The coding region runs from base 1 to 513 and encodes 170 amino acids. The transcript is spliced from 2 exons.
AUGCGGCUAGCUACUAUUAUCAUUUUUGCUUUGUUGCACAUGAUUGUUAAAAGUGCCAGACGACCUGUCAAGAAGGCUUUGGACCACGAAGCAUUCGACAGGCUGAUCUCAUGUUUGAAGGCAACAGGGGAGCAAUGGUGGGUGUCGAUUGAUGACGGAGUAGUGGUACUGCAAAACGAAAGCAACAACAUGAAUUUAACGAGUACUGCAGCGGAAGAUUGCAUAGGAGAGGCCGUCGAACACCUGAACAUUCGCUUCGAGGACAAUGAUGUGUACACAAACACAGUAUCUGCAGAAGAUGCGAACGCUGCUUGGGCGGAAAGCCAAGGCGCUGAUGGACUCGUCUACGUCAAUUACGAGGACAGCCGGAUGCUCGCCAAAAGGCAAAUCGACCGAACCGACUACUAUGGUAUUGGAUGUGAUGACGAUGGCCGUCGUUGUGUGCACAGCAACUUCAACCUUUGCUACAAAGGUGAAUGCCGGAUGCAGGGCGCAGGGUGUGCAAGCGUCUAA